AUGAGUGAAGAGAAGGAAACAUUGCUGGAAGAAAUCGAACAGAGUUUACACCCUCUAACGGAGGAUAAUUUACGACACCUGUGUGAACGCUGUGGAAUAGAUGGCUCCCAAGUUAAAGGAAAGAACCAUCGCUCGUUGCGACGUAAAAUCAUGGAGGAAAUGUGGGAAAAUGCAGAUUCAGUCAAAUCGGAGGAGCAGGGAAUAUCUUGGUUACUCCGACUGAAAGAUGACAUCAGAAAAAUACAGGAAGAAUCUAGCGUGGCGCCCAUGAGUCCCAGCCAGUCUGAUGAUGAUGAUGAGGAUGAUGAUGGAGCUACAAACUGCGACGAAGAAUGGAACGUGGAGGACAAUGAUGGAGAUUCAGAUUCGAUGUCAUCAAGUAGGAACAAUGGGGACAACCCUAAUGGUCGCUCGCUCAGUGGGAGAGCCUUAUCAUCUGGGAAGGCUCCAGGGUUGAAAGUGAUCCAGCGACCUUACAGCUGUGAUGUAUGUGAGAAAAGUUUCCCACAUUUAGGAGACCUAAAAAGACACCAGAGAAUACACACAGGAGAGAAACCAUAUGGCUGUGAUCAAUGUGGGAAGAGUUUUCGUCAGCCAGGGCAACUGACGAAACACAAGCUAACACACACUGGAGAGAAAUCUUAUCGCUGUGAUCAAUGUGGGAAGAGUUUUGCUCGAGCUGAUACCAGGACUGAACACAAGCGAACACACACAGGAAGGAAAUCUUAUGUCUGUGAUCAAUGUGGGAAGGGUUUCACUACCUUAGGAGCACUGACUAUACACCAGAGAAUACACACAGGAGAGAAACCAUAUGUCUGCGCUGUAUGUGAAAAGAGUUUUCGUCAGUCAGGACAACUGACUAUACACAAGCGAACACACACGGGAGAGAAACCAUAUAACUGUGAUCAAUGUGAGAAGAGUUUUGCCGAAGCUGGUUCCCUGACUGAACACAGACGGACGCAUACAGGAGAGAAACCAUAUGUCUGUGAUCAAUGUGGGAAGAGUUUCACUACCUUAGGAACACUGACUAUACACCAGAGAAUUCACACAGGAGAGAAACCUUUUGUUUGUGCUCUAUGUGGAAAGAGUUUCCGUCAAACGGUACAACUGACAAGGCACAAGAGAACACACGCGGGAGAGAAAUCUUACAGAAGCUUUGAUCAAUGAGGGGAUUCAAUCAUCUCGCCUGGGUU
This is a messenger RNA of Oncorhynchus gorbuscha (pink salmon), 1193 nucleotides long. Its product is annotated as zinc finger protein 239-like. The record is from RefSeq and is a predicted model, not a curated record. NCBI's taxonomy places the organism in Eukaryota, Metazoa, Chordata, Actinopteri, Salmoniformes, Salmonidae. The coding region runs from base 1 to 1167 and encodes 388 amino acids. The transcript is spliced from 2 exons.